Messenger RNA from Chara braunii, 1184 nucleotides. Lineage: Eukaryota; Viridiplantae; Streptophyta; Charophyceae; Charales; Characeae. The record is from the annotation of a GenBank genome assembly.
AGCAAGGAGUAUAAGGACUGUUCUGAUAGAAAUGAUGGCAGCCAGCCUCUUUCCAUCGCACCAUUACGUGAAGGACGCAAUGAACCGAUCAUCUAUUGUGUUAGAAGCUGUUGAUCUGUCGAAGCAUGAGGUUCAAUAUGUGGAUGGUGAUGUGGUCCAGGUGACGAUGGAUGGUUUCCCAAUCGUGGCAAAUGAUGUGCUCAUCGGAUCUGUCCUCGUUCAUCUGGUGGAUGGAGUAGUAUUUCCACCCUAUUUGGGCAAGUUCCUGGCUGAAGCAGAUGGUGAUGAUGUUCCGGAUUACGAGGAGGAUCAGCGGCAUGCAGGUUCUGAAGAUACAAGUGCGGAUGGAAAGAAGAGGGCAGGUAUGGCAGAUAGUCAGGCUGGCAGUACACAUAAGGUGGAUGAGGAAGGUCACAACGGAAGAGGGCGGGACACCCAGGAUGACAAGGGAUAUGAGGAAUCAGAGAACAAGGCUGAUGACAAUGGGGGUGGAGGAUCAGAAAAGCGAGGCCAGCAAGAAGAGGAGGAAAUGGGAGGAGAAGACCAAAACCAGUCUGAAGUGCUAGCAGUGGGUGAAGGGGUGGGCAAGGAACCAAUCAAGGAACAUCAUAGACAAUUGGAUGAGGAGGUGGUGGCAGACAUAGGGCAGGUGGGAGAGGAGGGAGAGGAGGGAGAAGAGGGAGACAUGGGAGAGGAGAGAGAGGAGGGAGAGGAAGUAGAGGAGGGAAAGGAGGGGAGGCAAGAGGGAGAGGAGGGGAGGGKGGGGGGAGAAGAGAGAGAGGAGGAAGAGGGAAGGAGGCAAGAUGGAGAGGAUCUAGAUGAGAGGAGGCGGAAAGAUGAGGAGAGGGAGGAAGAGCAGGAAAGAGAGGAGGGGGAGAAGGGACGGAAAGGAGUCAACAGAAUGGGCCACAAAGAUCUUCAGCAUAUUGCAGAUGAGUACGAUUACGGCUCUGCAAAUGGACAAUAUGAUUUUUCGGACAUGGUGAUUCUCAGUGACUUUGACUUCGAAGAUGGUGAUGGCGAAAGUGAGACGCGCAAUGAGAAAAUGCAGAAUACUACCAUCAGUUAUAGCAACAUGAUGCUUAAGGUGGAUGGCACAGAAGGUGAGGGAAAGAGCAAUAUGUAAAGCAAGCGUGAGAAUGAGACCCUGUGUGGUAUGAACUGAAUCAAUGAAGCAUAUAAUU